AUGGACACCUCCCGGGUCGGCGUGCUCCUGUCCUUGCCUGUCCUGCUGCAGCUGGCGGCCGCGGGCGGCUCUCCGAGGCCAGGCGCGCUGCCGCGGGGCUGCCCCACGCACUGUCAGUGCGAGCCCGACGGCAGGAUGUUGCUCAGGGUGGACUGCUCGGACCUGGGGCUCGCGGAGCUGCCCUCCAACCUCAGCGUUUUCACCUCCUACCUAGACCUCAGCAUGAACAACAUCAGUCAGCUGCCUCCAAGUCCCCUGCACAGUCUCCGCUUCCUAGAAGAGUUACGUCUUGCUGGAAACGCUUUGACAUACAUUCCCAAGGGAGCAUUUGCCGGCCUUCACAGUCUUAAAGUUCUCAUGCUGCAGAAUAACCAACUAAGACAGGUACCCUCAGAAGCGCUACAGAAUUUGGGAAGUCUUCAAUCCCUGCGUCUGGACGCCAACCACAUCAGCUACGUGCCCCCCAGUUGUUUCAGUGGCCUGCAUUCCCUGAGGCACCUGUGGCUGGAUGACAACGCUUUGACAGAAAUCCCUGUCCAAGCUUUCAGAAGUUUAUCAGCAUUGCAGGCCAUGACCUUGGCCCUGAACAAAAUACACCACAUACCAGACUAUGCCUUUGGAAACCUCUCCAGCUUGGUAGUUCUGCAUCUCCAUAACAAUAGAAUCCUCUCCCUGGGAAAGAAAUGCUUUGAUGGGCUCCACAGCCUAGAGACUUUAGAUUUAAAUUACAAUAACCUUGAUGAAUUCCCCACUGCAAUCAAGACACUCUCCAACCUUAAAGAACUAGGAUUUCAUAGCAACAAUAUCAGGUCUAUACCUGAGAAAGCAUUUGUGGGCAACCCUUCUCUUAUUACAAUACAUUUCUAUGACAACCCCAUCCAGUUUGUUGGAAGAUCUGCUUUUCAACAUUUACCUGAACUAAGAACAUUGACUUUAAAUGGUGCCUCACAAAUAACUGAAUUUCCUGAUUUAACUGGAACUGGGAGCCUGGAGAGUCUAACUUUAACUGGAGCACAGAUCUCAUCUCUUCCUCAAUCCGUCUGCGAUCAGUUACCUAAUCUCCAAGUGCUAGAUCUGUCUUACAAUCUGUUAGAAGAUGUACCCAGUUUUUCAGUCUGCCAAAAGCUUCAGAAAAUUGACCUACGACAUAAUGAAAUCUAUGAAAUUAAAGCUGACGCUUUCCAGCAUUUGCUUAGCCUACGAUCUCUGAAUUUAGCUUGGAACAAAAUUGCCAUCAUUCACCCCAAUGCAUUUUCCACUUUACCAUCCCUAAUAAAGCUGGACCUAUCCUCCAACCUCCUGUCGUCUUUUCCUGUAACUGGGUUACAUGGUUUAACUCACUUAAAAUUAACAGGAAAUCGUGCCUUACAGAGCUUGAUAUCAUCUGAAAAUUUCCCAGAACUCAAGGUUAUAGAAAUGCCUUAUGCUUACCAGUGCUGUGCAUUUGGAGUGUGUGAGAACAUCUAUAAAAUUUCUAAUCAAUGGAAUAAAGGUGACAACAGCAGUAUGGACGACCCUCAUAGGAAGGAUGCUGGAAUGUUUCAAGUUCAAGAUGAGCGUGACCUUGAAGAUUUCCUGCUUGACUUUGAGGAAGACCUGAAAGCCCUUCAUUCAGUGCAGUGUUCACCUUCCCCAGGCCCAUUCAAGCCCUGCGAGCACCUGUUCGGUAGUUGGCUGAUCAGAAUCGGAGUGUGGACCAUAGCAGUUCUGGCACUUACUUGUAAUGCCUUAGUGACUUCAACAGUGUUCAGACCCCCUCUGUACAUGUUCCCCAUAAAACUGGUAAUUGGGAUCAUCGCAGUAGUGAACAUGCUCAUGGGGAUCUCCAGUGCUGUGCUGGCUGGUGUGGAUGCAUUUACUUUUGGCAGCUUUGCACAACAUGGUGCAUGGUGGGAGAAUGGGGUCGGUUGCCAAGUCAUCGGUUUUUUGUCCAUUUUUGCUUCGGAGUCAUGUGUUUUCCUGCUUACUCUGGCAGCCCUGGAGCGUGGGUUCUCUGUGAAAUGUUCUGCAAGAUUUGAAACAAAAACUUUUUCCGGCCUGAAAGCAAUCAUUUUGCUCUGCGCCCUGCUGGCCCUGACUAUUGCCACAGUUCCCCUGCUGGGCGGCAGUGAGUAUGGUGCCUCCCCACUGUGCCUGCCCCUGCCCUUUGGGGAGCCCAGCACCACGGGCUACAUGGUUGCUCUUGUCUUGCUCAACUCCCUUUGCUUCCUUGUGAUGACCAUUGCUUACACCAAGCUCUACUGCAAUUUGGAAAAGGGAGAGCUGGAGAAUAUUUGGGACUGUUCCAUGGUGAAGCACAUUGCCCUGUUGCUCUUCACCAACUGUAUCCUUUACUGCCCUGUGGCUUUCUUGUCCUUCUCCUCUUUACUAAACCUAACAUUUAUCAGUCCUGAAGUAAUUAAGUUUAUCCUCCUGGUAAUUGUCCCACUUCCUGCAUGUCUCAAUCCCCUUCUCUACAUCCUCUUCAAUCCCCAUUUUAAGGAGGAUCUGGGGAGCCUGGGAAAGCAAACCCACAUCUGGACAAGAUCAAAACACCAAAGCCUGAUGUCUAUUAACUCUGAUGAUGUUGAGAAACAGUCCUGUGACUCAACUCAAGCUUUGGUAACCUUCACCAGCGCCAGCAUAGCCUAUGACCUACCUUCCAAUUCUGUAUCAUCACCAGCAUAUCAAAUGACUGAAAGCUGUCAUCUUUCAUCUGUGGCAUUUGUCCCAUGUCUGUGA
Molecule: messenger RNA, 2721 nt
Organism: Cynocephalus volans (Philippine flying lemur)
Lineage: Eukaryota; Metazoa; Chordata; Mammalia; Dermoptera; Cynocephalidae
Gene: LGR5
Product: leucine rich repeat containing G protein-coupled receptor 5
Exons: 18
Coding region: 1-2721 (906 amino acids)
Biological process (GO): adenylate cyclase-activating G protein-coupled receptor signaling pathway; activation of adenylate cyclase activity; hormone-mediated signaling pathway
Cellular component (GO): plasma membrane
Molecular function (GO): protein binding; protein-hormone receptor activity; G protein-coupled peptide receptor activity
Source: RefSeq, a predicted model, not a curated record